Molecule: messenger RNA, 2821 nt
Organism: Vigna unguiculata (cowpea)
Lineage: Eukaryota; Viridiplantae; Streptophyta; Magnoliopsida; Fabales; Fabaceae
Biological process (GO): proteolysis
Molecular function (GO): serine-type peptidase activity
Source: RefSeq, a predicted model, not a curated record
AGCAAAGACACGUGUUCCUCCCAAAUCAGAAAAAUUAGAAUGAAAUUUUCCGACAACCUAAGUUCAGUGUUGCAGCCUCAACCAAUCGAAAACCUAAGUUCAGUGUCUUAGCCUUAACCAAUCGAAAACCUAAGCCAACCAUCGCGUGCAGCGAUCUCCGUCGCGCUGUCCCGUCUUCGUCGCGUCGUCCCAUCUCUGUCGUGCCCUUCCAUCUCCGUCGCGCCAUCACCGUAACGCCGUCGCGCCAUCUCCAUCACGCCGUUGCGCCAUCUCCGUCGGCGUUGUCUUCUUCGCUUCAUCUCAGUCGCGUUGUCUCUGUUUCCCCUUUCCGUCGUCGUGCCAUCUCUAGAGGUGAUUCGGACAUUGCUAUCGAAGGGUGCUGCCUCUAUUUCCUAUCCUGUUCAAGAAAAGAAUGGUGAUUCGUCCUUGGAGAAGGUUGGUUAGUGGUUGCUGCGGUUUGGCAUUGUUAAGCUGUUGAAGGAGCGUUGUUGGUCUUUGAAGAAGGAGAUACAUCGCUGCAGGUUAGGAAUGACAUAUAUAUAAAGAACCUAUAAUAAAAAGUGUACUCUUUAUUCUCCGAUUCUCUUUCUUCUCUAGUUCUCUUUCUUCUCUGGUUCUCUUCACAGAGUUUAUAAACCUCAUCUUGUCAGAAUCAAUUCUGCAACAGAGAGCAUAUAUUGAAGGCUCCACAGGUGGUUUCUUUUGUUUUCUGUCCUUCUUCUCUUGCUCUCACCCUGGAUGGUGCUAUCAAAGAAGCAAUCAAUACAUUAAGGAGCAAUAAUGUUAAUGCAUUUGUUUUGGACCUAAGAGAUAAUAGUGGUGGUCUUUUCCCAGAAGGAAUUGAGAUUGCCAAAAUUUGGUUGGACAUAGGAGUAAUUGUGUAUAUUUGUGAUAGUCGUGGUGUUCGAGAUAUACUUGAUACAGAUGGAAGUAGUGCACUGGCAACAUCAGAACCCUUGGCUGUACUGAAGCAUGGAGCAUUCUUUUUUUCAGCUUUUCUUUCAUCAGCUCCCCAAGUGAAGUCCUGUGUUCUUUCUUUGCUGCAGCAGUUGUUUCAGACAGUUCAAUAGCUGUUCCAAAGAGAUAUCCCUGGAGUGGACAAAUUGCAGCACCAUUUCCAUUUGGUUCUGCACCUUCUAUUGGCUUUCCACUGAGUGUUAUUAUCUGGAAUUUAUCGAGUAUCUCUUUGAAAGGUGCCAUACCUUGCUGUAUUGGUCGUCUCUCACAGUUGCAAAUUCUGUUUGAGGGUACUCACCCUUGGAUUUCACUUGGUUUUCCUGUUGUGCUCCCCCAUGCUGAAAGUGAUCAAGCUGCAGCCAUGCCAAAGGUGAAGCGUUUCCGAAAUCCACAAAAAUCAUCACUUCAGCCUCCAACUAAUUCUUUACCAUCAACAAAUCCUGCACCAACAAAUGAAACCUCAUCACACACUUCAAUGAGCACAACACCACCAAUAGAUUCCUCAUUACCCACUGAGAACUCACAGCAACCUGAAACAUCUACUAAACAUGCUCGACGUGAAUCUUCAUCAUAUUGGACUGUUCAUGCAAUAGACUUAGAAGGAGUUAUCAAGAAAAUUAAGGUGAAGGUCAGAGAAGUAAAUAACUUACCUCGUGGGGAACGCAUCAUUGUGGACUUUGAUGAGUUAGGCAUGGCAAUUGGUGAAGGACAAGGCGUGCUUGCAGGAUAUUGUGGUACAUUGGCAAUUGAUUGUAAUUUGUUUCCAAUUAAUUUUGAAAGAUGGUCUGGGAAAACAGGCAUGCCUGACACUUACUUUUUGGAAUGCUUUAAGGAAAUAUUACAGCCUCGGUUUUGUUUUAAGACUGGUGAAGCUAGUGCACAACGGUAUUGCAAACUAACUCUUGGUAGGAAGUGGGCUGCACAUAGGCAGAAUUUAUGGAAUGAGUUCUAUGAUCCAACAAAAAGCAAAAAUGAAAUCAUAAGUAAUGUGCCAAAUGGUAUAGACAGAACUCAGUGGGCUCAUUUUGUUACUUAUCGUCUAAAACCGGAAACAUUGGAGAUUUGUAAAAAAAAUAGAGAAAAUUGCAAAAAGCAAGUAAUUCCUCAUACUGGUGGUUCUAAACCUAUGUCAAGAAGAAGACAUGAGAUGUUUUUGGAAACUGGACAACUGCCUAGUCGGGGAAAGUUAUACAUUGAUACUCAUAAAAGAAAGGAUGGAUCAUUUGUAAAUGAUGCGGCAAAGGCUAUAUCGGAACAAAUUGAAGUGGGUUUGACUCAAAGCACUAAUGAUGAAUCAGAGGUUUCUCCUAAUGAUGUUGUUGGUAGAGUGUUAGGCCCAGAGCAUUCUGGGAGGGUGCGAUGCAUGGGUUUAGGAGCAGCUCCUACUAACUCAUUUAGAAAUACAAGAUUUCGACUUUCGGAUUUAAGCAAUGCUUCAUCUAGUGCUGCCACAUCAUCAACAUCUUCUGAUCAAUGGCAACAGAAGUACACUAAUUUAGAAUCCCAAAUUCAAACCACCUUGGGUGCACUAAAAGCCUACAUGAUAAUGAAGGAAGGAAAGAUCCCUGAUGAAUUAACUGCCUUCUUUGAUCCUCAACCACAACAAACUGGUGAUGCAAAUGAGCCCGAGUCUUCUAUGGGUACAAGAGGAUCAUCUGGUGGUAGCAACAUUUAGGGUGUUGAUGAUGUUUUUUAGGAUGAAACUAUUUUAGUGUGUUAUGAACUUUGAGUAAGUAUGGAUUAAGUUGUAAUUGUUUCAAUUUAAAUUGCUUUUAUGUUAAUAUGUUGAUUUCGAGAAUCAAAAGUUCUAAUGAUAUAUAUUUGAGCACUUUGGUUGAAGUAUUUGAUUGAAGUUUACAAAAAA